UCGACCAGACAGAAAUCAGCCAAAAUGUUCAAGUUUGUUAUGAUCUGCGCCGUUUUGGGACUGGCGGUGGCCAAUCCCCCAGUGCCCCACUCCGUGGGACGUUCAGAGGAUGUCCACGCCGAUGUCGUCUCCCGAUCGGACGAUGUUCGUGCCGAUGGAUUCGACUCCAGCCUGCACACCUCCAACGGCAUCGAGCAGGCCGCCAGCGGCGAUGUCCAUGGCAACAUCCACGGCAACUUCGCAUGGAUCUCCCCCGAGGGCGAGCACGUGGAAAUCAAGUAUGUGGCCGAUGAGAACGGAUACCAGCCCUCGGGAGCCUGGAUCCCCACUCCUCCCCCAAUCCCAGAGGCCAUCGCCCGCGCCGUCGCCUGGCUGGAGUCCCACCCACCGGCUCCCGAGCACCACCACUAG
This is a messenger RNA of Drosophila takahashii, 411 nucleotides long. Its product is annotated as larval cuticle protein 1. Gene Ontology annotation, molecular function: structural constituent of chitin-based larval cuticle. Gene Ontology annotation, cellular component: chitin-based extracellular matrix. Lineage: Eukaryota; Metazoa; Arthropoda; Insecta; Diptera; Drosophilidae. The record is from RefSeq and is a predicted model, not a curated record.